Molecule: messenger RNA, 1983 nt
Organism: Scedosporium apiospermum
Lineage: Eukaryota; Fungi; Ascomycota; Sordariomycetes; Microascales; Microascaceae
Exons: 4
Coding region: 1-1983 (660 amino acids)
Source: RefSeq, a predicted model, not a curated record
AUGGCAGCUGAAGUCUCACAAGCGCCCUUGGAGGGCCAGCUCGAUACAGACCUCACAUUUGGUGGUGAUCUAGGUCGCGACACGGGACUCGAACUACCUGAAUCGAAUGAAAGCGCUGUAGGCAUCACGGAGGCCGAGCGGUUCUCUGCCGACCCUGCUUCUAAAGCGACCGAUAGUUUGAACGAGAUAGACUGGGAGGAACAUCCCCAGCCCAACAACAAUGACGAGUCUCCAGCAGAGCUCGAGUUGAACGAUACUACCAAUGGUAGUGCUCCUCACUCUUCGUUUGAUGUUCAUAUGGACGAGUCCGAAUUUAAACUCGAUGCAUCGGCGGAUGCUGUCGUCAACGCAGGUGGCGAGCAAGAGGAGGGUGAAGCCGAGAAUGGCGGUUUUGAUGAUGAUGGUGGUGGUGAUGCUUCCAAUCUGAACGAUAAUUCUGUGGGCGAGGAGGUCGUGGAGCAUGAAAUCAAUUACGACGAAGAAGAGGACGAUGAGAAAUUGGAUGCUGAUAUUGAAGUUGAAGACGUUUCACUUGAGUAUCCACCCACUCCUGACCAGGGAGCAGAGAGCCAUGUCCAUUCGGACGCGGAGGAUGUUUCCGAGGAAAUUAGCCAUGAUGUGGAAGAGGAGAAAGACGAGGAUGAGGACCAAUCUGAGCAAGUAGCAGCUCCUGACGAUCACUCUACAGACGAAUCCGAGGACGACCAGGGGGAGCUGCCUACAUCGUGUCCUGACAUUUCUGUUACCUAUCGGAGCCAGGAGUACCCUCUCAUCCACGGUCAGAAUAACGCCGACGUUCAAAUGGGUUUCUUUGAAGACGUUGCCGUGCUUGACUUGACCGUGGACAACCUCCUUUCUAGGUUUCGGCAGGAACUCGUCGACGAUCUUGGCGAGCAAGAUGAACUGGUUCUCCAAGUCGACGAGCUUGGUUUGGAAUAUGCCGAGUCCACCCAACGUGAUCACCUCUCGGGUGUUACGCUCAGGCAGCUCCACGAGAUAUUUGAUCAGCUGGUGAAGAAUCAGGAUCCCGAUGCAUCGCGCCCCCUGUACACCAACCUUAUUGUCCGCCCGCACCCUGCUAAGCGCUUGGAGCUGCUUAUCGAUGAGGCUUUCAAUGGCAAAGGCCUUGAUGAGAUUAUCUAUUGGUUCCAGCCUAACGUCCAUGGCCAAGCAGGUCACACUGAGAGUAAUGUGGAUAUGAACGCCGACGUUAGUAGUGAUGGCGACGGCGCAGAUGAAUAUAUUUCCGGUGACGCAGAGGAGGAGGAAGUGUCCGCUAACGACGACCUGGUUUCGGAGCAAGAUGAUGAGGAGAUUAGCGAGAAUGAGCCGGAGCCCUCGGGCGAUGACCGAGAUGACGAUAUUACAGAAGAUCAGUACUACGAUAACGGUAGUAGAGAUCUCGAUGAGGUUGAGGACACAGCCGAUCAUCAAUAUGCCGAUGAAGUCGGAAUGAAUGAGCUCACGGAGGAGCAAACCGAACUGCUGGAAUCUGCACAAGAUAACGAAGCUCUCAUCAACGAUCUGGUCGCAGCAGAUGUGACUGAAGUGGAGGAAGUGGCAACAUCAAAUGACAAAGUACACGACGACCUUACGACAGAACAACCCGCCGACGAAGUGUUAGAUGAAGGCUUCGACCUCAUUGAGAUGAUUGACGACGACGACAACGACGGUGCCCUUGAACUUGGCCAAGCCGAUGCUGCAGAUAGUAGCGCCACAGCGACGCUCGACGGCCACGCCGAUAAUGAAAUCGACUACGACGACCAUAAUGUAAACGGUGAUGCGAUCCCGGAUAUUGGCGAGUCCGCGAUUGCUGGUGAACCUCUGGAAGAGAUAGACUGGCGCGAUUUCCCUGAUGAAAACGAUGCUAGUAACGAGAAGGAGACAUUGAGUGUUUCGGGAAAACGCCCUCACUCCGAGAUAAAUGACGGAGAAGAGUUUGACUUGGACAAUGAGAAUGACGUCAAGCGUCGUCGUUCUUAG